This is a messenger RNA of Dermacentor silvarum, 819 nucleotides long. RefSeq lists its product as uncharacterized. The coding region runs from base 46 to 546 and encodes 166 amino acids. The record is from RefSeq and is a predicted model, not a curated record. The transcript has a single exon. Lineage: Eukaryota; Metazoa; Arthropoda; Arachnida; Ixodida; Ixodidae.
CGCUUUCAAGUCUUCUUCCCACGCCUUUCACUGCAGCCUUCGGUUAUGCUGUCCCGGAGGUCGUGCCAAGAGCGCCAGUGCUCGGGCGGCGUUGACGAAGAAACGACUCGCUAUGUCGGCCCAUCACCGUGGCGCUUCGGCAGCGUCAUCUUCCUCGGCUUCUUCAUCAAGCUCUCGGGCAUCCUCUUCAUCCUGGUCGGCUUCAACUCGUCCGCGCCGGGUCUCCGGCUCCUGGGAUUCGUUCUCAUCCCAAUCGGCAUCGUGGUCUUCAGCGGUGGCGUCCUCUGGGCCGCCAUGGAAAGUUGGCGCUACCGCGCCGCCCUCAUGGCCAUCCACGCUCUGGACCCACUGGCGGCGUCCGGGGUGUUCCUCAAUGGAACCUCGGUCAGUUCUGUGUCGGUGAACGUGGCGCCGAGGAGCGCCGUGCACUCGGCACCGCCCGUGGACCCCGACGGCCCAAUGGCUGGCCUGGAACCCGUGCAGUUCAGCAAGUACCCCGUCGUACUCCCGGUGUACGCGGCACCGGCCCAGACGUCAGCCUCCUGACCCGGAAGAAACGCGCACCGAACCGUGGUGGUGCCGCCGAACGCGGUGUGCGGACCUUGAGUUCCUAUAGUUGAAAAAAUGAGACAUCGACGUUUAAGCGGUGGUGCUUUUGAAAUGAAGUGGUUGUGCUAAACCGGCACCGUCAAACUCCACCCCUUCAUGUGUUCGAAAGUCGAGUUGUGUCAGUGUCGUAUGAGGAUAACACAUCGGUCAGCUGCAGUAAGAGUUGUUAUAAUUGAGCAUUUAGCUGUAAACACCUCUAUGAUGCUAAAC